Fusarium vanettenii 77-13-4 is the source of this 1218-nucleotide messenger RNA. RefSeq lists its product as uncharacterized. Lineage: Eukaryota; Fungi; Ascomycota; Sordariomycetes; Hypocreales; Nectriaceae. The coding region runs from base 1 to 1218 and encodes 405 amino acids. The record is from RefSeq and is a predicted model, not a curated record. The transcript is spliced from 5 exons. Gene Ontology annotation, biological process: lipid metabolic process.
AUGGGAAUAUCAAGUUCUAAAACGCGGACGAGGGGCCCCUCAUCGAGCGCCAUCUCGGCUAAUAACUCGCGAGGAGCCUCCGUCGCCGCGGUUGAACUGUCCAGUGCAGUCCAUGAGACUCUCAGUAGCUUAAGUGGCCAGUUUAAGCAGCUGCUUCAACGGCUGGACCAGGAGGCUUCCAAGUACACCAACUCGAGAGUAAGCGAUGAUGGCGCAUCAACAGAUUGGAACUGUUCUCAGGCCGAGGCUCAGCUCGUAUCCGCAGCAUGGAAGUGCGCUCGUGGGACCUACGAUCUCGAAAACACCAUCGAAGACACGGCUUACUGCACAUUUCGAAAAGAUCAUGUUUUAAAAAACUCACUUACAGGGACCGUAAAGGCCCUGAAGUCAACUGUAGUUGAGCCAGUGGCUCAGCCAGGUCUUGGCGACCAUCUAUUGCCCACCCUUGUCAUUGCGAUUCGGGGCAGCGCGAGCAAGAUGGACCACAUUGUAAACGCCAACUCUCGGCCUCAGGCCACGGAAAAUUUCAUUAAUGCUAAAAACACCAAUGGGGAGAGAUCCCAUGUACUCUUUACCGGCCACUCUGCAGGCGGAGCGGUUGCAGCUCUCUUCUACCUUCGAUACAUCUCAGACAAAGCAUUUGACGAAUCAGCAAGAUUCUCUUGUGUUACGUUUGGCGCACCCCCUUGUGUGAGCGCGCCUGUAAACCUAUCCCGGUAUGGUUGUACUGGAGCAACACUGUGUCUCAACAUCAUCAAUGAGUUUGACGUAGUCAGCCGUGCAGAUCAGCCUUAUAUUCUAUCACUGGUUGAACUGUCUAGGGCUGUGCUGCGAACAGUACCGCCGCUGCCUAUUUCGAGUACAAAUGAUAAUACUAUCGAGACCAGUAAUGGGACCACCUUUAAGGACGACAUUGGCUCUUUAUCGCCCAUCUCUACCCAGUCAACGGGAUUGGAAAAGAAACUCAUCAACACGGCCACUAAACUCUGGAAUCUUCCUGAGCCCUCUUAUCACCAUGUCGGUCCGAGAAUUUUGUUUGUGAUGCGGUUACACGAGGGCGAGAUGAGCCUGAGGGCAGUUCAAGUACCACCUGCAGAAUUCCAAACUCUUCUAUUCUGUCGCACAGCCGUCCACGGAAAGGCACGCUACGGAGAGAGAGUAGAGAUGCUAGAAAGUGGGCGGUUUAACGGUCGAGCUGGAUGGGAUGAUAAGCUAUAG